Osmia bicornis bicornis is the source of this 1738-nucleotide messenger RNA. It is a transcript of the gene Nse4, whose product is annotated as EP300-interacting inhibitor of differentiation 3. NCBI's taxonomy places the organism in Eukaryota, Metazoa, Arthropoda, Insecta, Hymenoptera, Megachilidae. The coding region runs from base 246 to 1163 and encodes 305 amino acids. The record is from RefSeq and is a predicted model, not a curated record. Gene Ontology annotation, cellular component: nucleus; Smc5-Smc6 complex. The transcript has 7 exons. Gene Ontology annotation, biological process: DNA repair.
CAUUAUAUUAACAAUAAAGAAAAUCUAAAUUGUUUUAUUUAACGUUAAUUGUAACUAUUGAAAAUAAUUGUUUCCGUAUUUAUAAUAUAUUAACAUUAAGAGUAACGAAACACUUUGAAUUUUGUUCUUUUACAAAUAUUGAAUAUGUACUUUCGCCAGUGUUAAAUAGAAACAAAAGAAUCAUUGUUAAUUUUUUAAUUUAAUUGUUGUACGUUACUGUUGAUACAAUUGUUCAGCGGAAAAGAAUGUCCAGAAACAAUUCUACCACGAACGGAUCGCUCAGACGAUCACCCCGACGAUCACCCCAAGAACGGAAAGAAAUUUUAAGAAAAAUUAUAACUGAAACUGAAGUUCUUCAAGAGGCAGUCACUGAUAACACUAUACAACAGUUGGAAUCAUGCAUGGAACAAACAGAUGAUAUCAACCAAGAAACUAGUAUAGAAGAAAAAAUACAUAAUCAAGAAGAAGUAUUAUUAGAUUCUGAAGUAAUGAACAUGUCGUCUAAAGUUUUAAAACAAUGUACCAAGUCUUUAACAAGACGCAUGUCCUCGUAUAAUCAUGUAGAAUUUGCUAAAAGAGUGGUAAAAUACGUAAAACAGCUUCCGGAUAUUGAAUCAGAAACACCAGACUGGUCACUUUUAGAAGCAAAAGUUACAAAAUGUUUCAAAAGAACACCCCAGUACAGCACAUUACUAGGUACUUUAGCACCAUUGGAAAGGAAGGAAAUUAUUAGAAAAAAGCCAGCAGCUAAAGAAGCUCAAGCACAAAUAAAAAGACCAGAUAAUGUUGUAGCAGUUAAUAAAGAAGAAGAAGGUUUAGAACAAACCGUACGAGUGCAACAAUUUAUCUCUCGAUACUGUAAGACUCACCGUAAACCAAUUGAUUUCUUUCGAUUAGUUUUACAUCCAAAUGAUUUUGGAAAAAGUGUUGAAAAUAUUUUGCAAGUAUCUUUUCUCGUUCGAGAUGGAAAAGUUAAAAUAACAAAAGAUGACUCUAAUAUGCUUGUUGUUCAACCAUGUACCAAAGAAAUAACAGCUCAAACAAAACUACAGAAUAUGCCUAAUAUUCAAAAUGUGAUUUCUCUGGACAUGGAGCAGUGGAAGAUUCUGAAAGGUGUUUAUAAAUUAGAAAAACCGAUGCUUAAUUUUGAUAAUAAGGCAUGACACAAUUUGAACAUUAUUUAUAUUAAGAGUUAACAGUAUUAUGUGAUAUCGCGGUAUUUUAGAGAUGUGAAUAUUUUUGUAUACCUAAAAAAGAAUUUGUAUGUCUAUUUCCUUACUGAAUUAAAAGUAUUACACAAAAACGAAGGAUCUUUUAAACUGUACAUACAUCCAUAUGUUUUUGUAAAAUUUUUAUUACCUCCUAACAUAUACUAAAAUGUUGAAGUAUAUGUUAAUAACAAUGUGAUUUACUGACUCGACUUAUGAAUACUGAAAACAUCAGUGAACAGAAUUAUAUAAAUUUAUACAAAAUUGUUCACGAUGUUCUCAACAAUUUUGUAUGCCUUCUUGUGAAUUUCUGAUUAACAAAAAACAAUCUUCUAAUAUUCGUUCAGCAACUUUGAUCGAAGAUACUUAUACUCCUGGAUAGAAGCCAACACUAUAAUAGAUAUAAAAGAAAUAGGCUUGUAUUAUUAGAAGAUCGUUUUAAUUAUUUUUUUAAUGACACGAUUACGAUGAACACGAGUUCAUUUAUUUGGCCAAUGAUUCUGCCUUUGCUACUACUUCUUCGAUUGGCC